This is a messenger RNA of Ornithodoros turicata, 657 nucleotides long. RefSeq names its product BEN domain-containing protein 5-like. Lineage: Eukaryota; Metazoa; Arthropoda; Arachnida; Ixodida; Argasidae. The transcript has 3 exons. Gene Ontology annotation, molecular function: DNA binding. The record is from RefSeq and is a predicted model, not a curated record. Gene Ontology annotation, biological process: negative regulation of DNA-templated transcription. The coding region runs from base 43 to 447 and encodes 134 amino acids.
GUGUACUGUGUGGUCUCAUCAGUUUCUAUCUUGGAAGACAUUAUGUAUGCAUAUGUGCGCUACAUAGAAAACGAUGUCCCGGCAAUCUUACCGGUAUCGCUUAUAAGAAAUUUUCACCCUAAGAGUUGCGAUGACUACGACACAACGAGUGUGAAGAAGGCAUUCUGGGAGUCGAAGAGCGGCCAAGAUAAGAAUUACAAUGCGAGGGUCUUGCUACUGGGAGAAUCAGAAAAAGACCUCAUUGUGGAAAUGGCUAGCAGGCGAAUGGCGAUUCCCGACAUAAUAGAGGGGGGUUCAGACGCAGCUUCAAAUGACGCAGUGGACGAGGUCCCACUGAAGGAGCCCAGACAUCAAAGGGAAAAGAAGAAAGAGGCUCAGACGAAACAGCUGGAACAAAUACUCAAAAAACAGAACCAGGAAGACUCAGGAAGCAGUGAUGAAAGUUGAUGGAACUCAUACCAAGGAAGAAGUUGCUUGUUGAAAGACAGAAACGGAGGGACGUAGAAGAACAAAACUGCAAUCUUCGGAAAGAGCUUCUAACUGAGAUAGAACUAUGCAGGCAAUUACAGGUUGCGGUACUGGAAAAAUUUGGUAUUCAGAACAGGUCAUCGUGUCCCCGAAUACACCUCUCCAGGGCCCUCUGACACAGCUCAGUUC